Molecule: messenger RNA, 842 nt
Organism: Sander lucioperca (pikeperch)
Lineage: Eukaryota; Metazoa; Chordata; Actinopteri; Perciformes; Percidae
Exons: 4
Coding region: 1-732 (243 amino acids)
Source: RefSeq, a predicted model, not a curated record
AUGGUGUGUCUACUGUUUGCUGUGACUCCUGUGUUUGUGCAGAAGAUAGAGGAUGUCCUUCUGAAUGUCACAAUAGCUGAUGUUCCUGAAGAAGAUACUGUUAUCUGGAGAUUCAAUAAAACAGUUAAUUUAGUACGAUUUUUACCUGGGAACCUCGGAACAAAAGUCACUGAUGAUUACUCUGGAAGGAUUGAGUUGCUUGAGAAAUACUCUGUGAAAUUGAAGAAUCUACAAGAGGCAGACAGUGGAGUUUAUACUGUAGUAGUGUCUGGGGAUAAAGAAAAACAAAUAACUGGAUACAAGAUCACAGUUCAAGAUCCAGUGUCUCCAGUUAAACUGUCAGUGGACUCUGUGUCCAGCAGCUCAGACUGGUGUAACCUGACAGUGAGCUGCAGAGCACAGGACUCUCACAUUAACAGCACCUUUAGAUGUCUCAACCACACCUGCAGUCAGGAGGGAGGAGAGAGACCACAGGUCACACCCUCUGCUGCUGAUCUCCAUGUCUACCUGGCCACUGGCUCCAUCAUCUGUAACCAUAGCAACCAGGUCAGCUGGAAAAAGGACAUGAAAACAAUUACAAAUGUCUGCCCCCGACAUGCUGGUCCAGAGAGUGUCUCUGCUGGUCUCUCUGUGUGCCUGCUGAAGACAGCCGUGUUCUCCGUUGGUCUGAUCAUCAUGGUGGCUGCCCUCAUCACUGUUCACCUCAUGGAGAAGCUCAAGAAGCACGAAUAAAAACGUAAAGUUAAAGUAGGUGGCAGUAACACACCAGGAAAUGCACCAACAAAGGAGAGGAGGUAGAAGGCUGCAAGCCAGAUAACGUGGAUGCAAACAAUGUAAGAUUU